Vigna umbellata (rice bean) is the source of this 1002-nucleotide messenger RNA. RefSeq names its product protein MIZU-KUSSEI 1. Lineage: Eukaryota; Viridiplantae; Streptophyta; Magnoliopsida; Fabales; Fabaceae. The record is from RefSeq and is a predicted model, not a curated record. Gene Ontology annotation, biological process: hydrotropism.
CCCUCUCCUUCUUCUUCUUCUUCUUCUUCCUCCUCUUCCCAAAAUUCAACCUUUAUUUACAAUCCUUCAUUCACUCCAAAACCCCAUCAAUAACACAGCAUGAAACACCACCAUCAAAAUCAACACCAACAACAAAUCUUCCAAAGAAGCUCGAGUGCAUGCACAGCCACAACACGAAACACCCGAAGAAUCCUACCUUCCACCCUCUCUCACUCCCGCGCCUCCGAAUCCGAGGAUGUCUCCGACAAACUCCUCGUGGGACGAGGAUCAUCGCCUUCGGUCUCCACCUUCUACCAUCAGCAGCAACAAAAAGGGCAGAAACUAACGCCACAAAACAAGUUAUCCACCCUCAUACGUUCCUUCCUCAACAUCUUCACUUUCCCCACGAUGAUCCCCACAUGCAAGUGGCUCACCAUCCCCUCGCAUCUCUCCAUCACCCCCUCUCUCGGCCGGAAAGUCACCGGAACCCUCUUCGGCCACCGCCGCGGUCACAUAUCCUUCGCCGUGCAGCUCCAUCCCCGCGCCGAGCCCCUCCUCCUCGUUGAACUCGCCAUGUCCACCUCCUCCCUGGUCAAGGAGAUGUCCUCUGGUCUCGUGCGUCUGGCGCUCGAGUGCCAGAAAGUGUCGACGUUCUCAGCGUCCACUAAUGGUGGUCGGCAACACCACAAGAGACUCUUUCAGGAGCCUUCCUGGACCAUGUACUGCAACGGCAGGAACUGCGGCUAUGCAGUGUCCCGCACGUGCGGGGACCUCGACUGGCACGUGCUGACCACCGUCCAGAGCGUGUCCGUCGGCGCCGGCGUGAUCCCCCUUCUGGAGGACGGAAAAGGUGGCGGCGGCGGCGGUGGGUCGGAGGGCGAGUUGAUGUACAUGAGGGCACGGUUUGAACGAGUUGUGGGGAGUCGUGACUCGGAGGCGUUUUACAUGUUGAAUCCCGAUGGUAAUGGAGGACCUGAACUUAGUAUUUUUCUAUUGAGAAUAUGAUGUGAAGAUUGUUGACAA